AUGGUCCCGCCGCCGCUGCCCCGCGGCCGCCCGGGCCCAGGGCCGCCCGCGCCCGGCAGGUCCCCGCGCCCGGCCCGGCCUCGCGCAGCGCCGCCCGCGCGCCGCCGGGAGCAUCGCCCUCCGCGCGCCCGGCCGCCGCCGCCCCAUUGGCCGCCGCCCGGCCACAUGCAAAUGUGGCGGCAGCGCCGCCCGCCCAUUGGCCGUUCGCCGGGCUAUGCAAAUGAGAGCGCUGGGAGACGCCCAUGCUCCGCUGUCGCAUGGAGACAGCGGCGGGAGCCGGGCGGGGGCUUCGCUGGGCCGGCGAGGGCACGGCGGCGCCGGGGAGCACCGCCCGGGCACCCACACAGCACCCACAGAGCACCCCUCCUGCGGGGAGCACCGCCCGGGCACCCACACAGCACCCACACAGCACCCACAGAGCACCCCGCCUGCGGGGAGCACCGCCCGGGCACCCACACAGCACCCACACAGCACCCACAGAGCACCCACAGAGCACCCCUCCUGCGGGGAGCACCGCCCGGGCACCCACACAGCACCCACACAGCACCCACAGAGCACCCCUCCUGCGGGGAGCACCGCCCGGGCACCCACACAGCACCCACACAGCACCCACAGAGCACCCACAGAGCACUCUGUCCGCGGGGAGCACCGCCUGGGUACCCGCUGGUGGAGAGCACAGCCCCGGCACCAAAAGGCCAGUCAGCUGCCUGGUUUCAUCUGUCUUAUUUCGAAUAA
Vidua chalybeata is the source of this 735-nucleotide messenger RNA. RefSeq names its product basic proline-rich protein-like. The coding region runs from base 1 to 735 and encodes 244 amino acids. Lineage: Eukaryota; Metazoa; Chordata; Aves; Passeriformes; Viduidae. The transcript has a single exon. The record is from RefSeq and is a predicted model, not a curated record.